This is a messenger RNA of Stylonychia lemnae, 1323 nucleotides long. The record is from the annotation of a GenBank genome assembly. Lineage: Eukaryota; Ciliophora; Spirotrichea; Sporadotrichida; Oxytrichidae.
AUGGUUUAUAUCUAGCCAAAUGAAACAUCUGAUUCGCAGCUGAUUAUGAAAGAAAUUUAAGCUACUGUGUUUCUGAUUGUUCAAAAUCUUAGUUCAACUUAGUUUCAGAUCCAAUAUCCGGAAAAUGCCUCAGUAAAGUUUUAUCUUAACAUAUAAAUAGAUUCUGGAUAGAACCUAAUGUAAUUAUCAAAAUUUAACUGCGACUAUGGCUUUUUCGGAAAACCUGUAUUUGAUGAAUUAGGAAAUGUCGUGGAUUUGGAAUGCAUAAUGUGCUCUAAUGAUUGUUUUGAAUGUAUAGAUUUAGAUAAAUGCACGUCUUGUAAAUAAGGAUUAUACCUUCAGACAGUAGAUAUUCAAAAGACAUAUGGCUAGUGUUUAACAAAGAUUGAUUAGCACUUUGAGGAGACUAUCUAUCUUAAACCCUAUUUUCCAAGUGAAGAGGCAGAAAAUAUCAAUUAAUAGAUAGGAUCAUAUGAAAGGGCUUUCAAAAGUUUGCCUGAUGCAAUAUCAAGAGCUUAUGAGAUAGGAGCCAAGUAUACAUCAUCAAAGGUUAAUAUCAUUCUAAAAUCAAAACCUAACUUAAAUCAUGCUAUUCUGAGAUAGGCUACUGAUUUCUAUAUUCCAAGUCUUUAUGAUCAAUACUCUUAAUCAACGUAGAUCUCUAUUGAUACAGAAGAUAGAUUGCCGUAGAAGAUCCUUUACAAAAUGAGAGACAAAUGGCGAUUCAAAGUAGGAGGAGGUCUUUCAAUAAGAAAUUUAGUUUUUGAUGCUCUAGAUUCUUAGCUUAUCCCUGAUAUUGAUACCAAUAAGUGCUUGUAAAAUGGAUUGAUAAACUGUUGUGGGACAUAGUCUUGCUUGGAGAAACAAUAUGUGAUCCAUAAAGACUAGAUAUCAAAGUUAGAUAUUUUUGUUUACAGAUUUUAGAAUGUUAUAUUUAGAAAUUUCAACUUCAAUUUCAACAGUUUAAUUGAGUUAAAUGGUUCUGGUGGUCAUCUUAUACUUGAUAAAGUUACUUUUGAAAACAUAAAUUCAUGCGGAUCAAUAAUUGGAAAUAAAAAACCAAUACUUAAAAUUUAAAAUGACUUAAUUGACACACCAAUAAAAGUUGCACUAUAAAGAAACUCCUUGCUUUAAAAUCGAUAUCAAAGAAUUGAAUUUUACAUAAGUAGGUUCUCUAAAACACCAACUAACGUCCAUUUAUAUAAACGAAGAGAGCUAGCAACUAUAUUAUGGGAGUAUUAUUAAUCUAGAAAAUUUUUAGGGAGAUAUUAAAAUUCAAGACAGCUCAUUCUAAUAAAAUUAGGUCAAAUAUUAGAAUUGUGA